AUGGCUGCUAAGCCAAGAGUCUUAUACCAGACCGGCAAUGCUUUCAAGCGAAGCCUUCACUAUAUUAGAAGAUUUCUUUCCACUUUGCAGCCAAAUAACAUUACAUUUUGCAUUAUUUUGCCUCUCAUUGGUUUUAUUUGGAGUCUUUUUCAAUCACUAUCACGCCAAACGCUUUUCUUGGGAGGAAUACUAUACAUCAUAUCUGGCGUUGGCAUCACUGCUGGUUACCAUCGCCUCUGGUCACAUCGAUCAUUUACUGCCUCGCCAAGCUUGAGAUUCUUUCUGGCACUUGCUGGCGCAAGCAGCGUCCAGGGUUCAAUCUUGAAUUGGUGCCAGAUGCAUCGUGCCCAUCACCGUUAUGUGGAUACUCCAAAAGAUCCGUAUAAUGUGAACAAGGGUAUAUGGUGGUCCCAUAUGGGGUGGUUAAUUUUCAAACCCGAUCCCAAUCUGCGAGGGCACGUCGAGAUUUCUGAUUUGCUCAAAGAAGAAGUUGUGAUGUGGCAGCACAGAAACUUUCCCUUCUUGUGCCUCUUCACUAGCUAUGCCCUUCCGUUCCUUAUUGCCAAACUUGGAUGGAAUGACGGCUUGGGCGGCCUUCUCUAUGCCGGCAUCAUCCGCGUGUUUCUUUUUCAGCAGGCAACCAAUUGCGUCAACUCAUUGGCACACUGGCUCGGAGACCAACCGUAUGCAGAUGCAACAUCGCCAAGAGACCAUAUUUUCACUGCUCUAGUUACGUUUGGAGAAGGAUACCAUAACUUCCACCAUGAGUUUCCCGCUGAUUACCGAAAUGGCAUUAGGUGGUUUGACUAUGACCCUACUAAAUGGUGUAUCUCCCUUUGGGCUUGGCUGGGGCUAGCAAGUCAUCUGCAGGAAUUUGAAGCUAACGAGAUCAACAAGGCCAUCUUUCAACAGAAAUGGAAGCUGGUGGAGCGACUUAAGCAUCAAAUUAACUGGGGCCCUUCACUAGAUAUUCUCCCUAUUUACUCUUGGCCUGAAUUUGAGGCUCUUUGUAUCCACCAUGGCGGCUCCAAGCACUUAAUUUGUAUCUCAGGGGUCAUAUAUGAUGUUGAGAAAUUCAUUGAGAGUCACCCAGGUGGUAAAACUCUCUUAGCUGCAUAUGUUGGCAAGGAUGCUACUGCAAGUUUUCACGGUGGCAUAUAUAAACAUUCUAAAGCCGCUAGCAAUUUGUUAGAUAAUAUGCGUUUCGGAGUUGUCCGCGGAGGGGGUCAAGUGGAAGAUACAAGUAAACGCUAA
This is a messenger RNA of Trichoderma asperellum CBS 433.97, 1254 nucleotides long. NCBI's taxonomy places the organism in Eukaryota, Fungi, Ascomycota, Sordariomycetes, Hypocreales, Hypocreaceae. The record is from RefSeq and is a predicted model, not a curated record.